Molecule: messenger RNA, 699 nt
Organism: Talaromyces atroroseus
Lineage: Eukaryota; Fungi; Ascomycota; Eurotiomycetes; Eurotiales; Trichocomaceae
Exons: 4
Coding region: 1-699 (232 amino acids)
Biological process (GO): carnitine biosynthetic process
Cellular component (GO): mitochondrion
Molecular function (GO): oxidoreductase activity
Source: RefSeq, a predicted model, not a curated record
AUGUCUGUUUUGGUCAUUAACCUUUAUUUCCCAGGUGGCUUCUGGGACUUCACGUCGGAUUUAACCUACAAGGAUACAGCAUAUACAUCCGAGGCACUGGAUCCACAUACAGAUAACACAUACUUUUCCGAUCCGGCGAGGCUUCAAUUAUUUCAUCUUCUAUCGCACACCGACGGAGACGGCGGCGAAACACUUCUUGUUGAUGGCUUUUAUGCGGCAUUCCGCAUGCUGCAAGAGAAUCCUAGGAACGUACAGGCACUCACUGAUUUCCCACAACCAUGGCAUUCAAGUGGAAAUGAAGAUGUCAGCAUCCAACCAUACCGUCACUUCCCAGUCUUAGAAAGAGACCCAAAAUCUUCAAGACUUAGGCGUGUUCGAUGGAAUAACUAUGAUCGUGCGGCGAAGGUCGAUUGGGAAUAUAAUAUGGCGACGGCCUGGUAUAAAGCAGCGCGACAUUGGAACGCACUUCUUAAACGGCAGGAUCAGAUGCAGAAAUGGCUGCAGCUGGAACCGGGGACUGCAUUAAUCUUUGACAACUGGAGAAUGCUUCACGGCCGCUCUGCCUUCACCGGAAAGCGCAGGAUGUGCGGUGGUUAUAUCAAUAACGAUGAUUUUGUCUCGCGAUAUCGUCUGCUUAUCAAUGGCAGAGAGAAGACUUUGAACGAAUUGGGUACACCUGCUAGUCGCUUAUCCAUUUGA